AUGCCGCCUGCCAUCCCCAGCUGGUCUGAGGCCAUGUUAUCGGUCGACCGUGCUAUGCCAGCCCGACCCGCGGAUCAACUUUGGGGGUAUUGGAUUCCAGAACCCGCUCUGAUUUUGGGGCCCAAGGACGAGGCGCGCCAGAUCCGAUAUCUGACCAAUUGGGUCCGUGCGCGACCUAUUUGGUUGUACCUGCUGCGUGUCCCGGGAUCUCGCCCCGCUGGGGUCGGUGCCCAAUACUGGCGGUCCUUCCUCAACGGUGUCCCGGAGGACUCCAGCUUGACCACUCGUACUGGAAAGCGCAUGGUCGAGAUCAAAAACCUUUUUGGGAGCGUGUUCCAAGACCACCAGUUCGAUCUGGGAAUGCGCGCACCGGUGGACUGGCAUGGACAUCAUUUCGAGCACGUUCCAGAGGCUUCCGCGCCCGCAGUGAUCUGGGAGAUCUUCGAGUUGGGCUUCCGUUAUGAGCUUUUGGCUUUGGACAGAUUCCUGAGACCAUCAAUCUCCCGAUCUCGUGCCGAGGAAGCGGUUCGAGAAGAUCUACUCGCUACGGUGUUUCCGGGGGGUUGGUUGCGCGCGGUGGAUGCGCUACCUUCCGGCAACUCUUCGGGCCUUUUCACCACCCAUCCGCACCGCAGAGUGACCGCCCUAAACGCGUUGCAGCUGGUCCUCAUGCAGUGGCCUGGGUGUCCAUCUGCCAUUGUUUCCGCCUCCCCUCUCCAAGGCAAUGAUAGGGACGAAGUCAUUGUGGAUUUGGAGCGCGAUCUCGCCAGUUUCUACGUCGAUACGUUCUUCGUGUGUGCCGGUCGUGCGCCUAUCGUGCCUCACCUGUAUCCCCUUUGA
Molecule: messenger RNA, 840 nt
Organism: Dichomitus squalens LYAD-421 SS1
Lineage: Eukaryota; Fungi; Basidiomycota; Agaricomycetes; Polyporales; Polyporaceae
Exons: 1
Coding region: 1-840 (279 amino acids)
Source: RefSeq, a predicted model, not a curated record